Didymodactylos carnosus is the source of this 1542-nucleotide messenger RNA. Lineage: Eukaryota; Metazoa; Rotifera; Eurotatoria; Philodinida; Philodinidae. The record is from the annotation of a GenBank genome assembly.
AUGUCUACCUAUCAAAUUUAUCGUGAUACAACAGUAAUAGUGACAUUACAGGGUACAGUGAAUGAAAUGUUAUCGCAUGUAUCACUUACAGAACAAGCAGCCAGUAAAAUGUCGGAAACUGAUAUUGCUUCAGAUGUCGUAUCGGUGAUCAAUGAAAGUCAAGAUAUUUUUAGUAUGAUCAACGACAGUUCAUAUCGUACAAAACAAUCAACAGGUCGUAUUUUAAAAAAAGUUAAUUCCAAAGGUGAUGUGAGUGAUUUAAAUUCAAUAAAAGAAAAUAAAAAGCCAUCAGUUGAUAUUGUAGCCACCGUAACAUCGAUAAAACAAGAAGAAGUUGUUCCAAAUGAAACACAAAAUUAUUCCAUCACACUGGGUAGUAAUCACAGUAACAGUGCUCAAUUGGAUCCUGCUGUUAAUGAAAUUAAUAGUUUGGCAUCGAUUAAUUCCUAUACAAUUCAAAACAAUCUAGUUCGACCACCGAAUGCACAAUCAACACUAUUAGAGGAUACUUUAGCAAUAACCAAAAAUCAGCCAAAUUUAACACUAUCGUCAGAUUUGUCACCAAAAGACCAAAAUGUGUUUGCAGUACCAUUAGACAAAACAAGAAAUGUAAAUGAAGGAAAUGAACAGACAACAACAAGAGAGUCAGCCAAUUUCAAUAAUCCACAACUUCAAGAUUCAAAUACGUCAACGUUGGAUUCAGCUUCGAUGAAAAAUUUUCGUCUUUAUUUAUCGCCUUCCAAUAGUUUAUUGGAUGUUACGACAGACGAAAACUUGAAUAUAACAUUUCGCGAUGUAUGCGAUAAUUCUCCAAAAAAAGCUGAUGAUAAUCAAGCAAAUGAUUCCUUAAUACAUAGUGCACAAAAACAAUUACCAAGUGAAACGAGAACUGAUUUUUCUGUAACAUCUACAAUUGAAGAUGAUCUCGUCAUACCCAAUUCUCAGCCCUUAAAUGGAAAAAGUGAUGAACAAAAUGAAUUUCAAAAUGGCGAACAGGACAAUAUGGAAACUGGAAAUUCUCAGAUAUCAUUUAAUAUAAAUCGUAUUGAGCAAACCGACAUCACAAGAAGUGUAUCAAAUUUGCCUACAUCAGAUACAUCGAACGAUAUUGUCUCUACAAAAUCUCCUCUAGUGUCACCAACCAGAGAUAUUUCACAUUGUGUUUCUAAUAAUAAAAUUCUUACACCUAUUAACAAAGCAUUAUAUUCGUUGAGUCAACCUGUCACAUCAAAAUUUGAAAAUAUAGUUGCUAAACAUUUAGAACAACAACUUUUGAAAAAUAAUCAUGCUUUAGUAUCUACAACACCUAAUGUAAUCAAAGAACAAAUAUCACCAAUAUAUACAACGCAUGAAGAAGAAGAACUUCAUGUCAAAGAAUCAAUAUCGAAAACAGUGCGAAAAUAUGUGUUAAAAACUGAUAAAGAUGGCCGAACAAUAUCACGAGAUUUAGUCAGCGAAGUGAAUUACCCAGCUGAACAGCCAGAAUUGCUCGAGCUCGAUCGUACUUUGAACAUUCCAAGACAUAGUGUUUUGGAUUUUUAA